GCUCUCUUGACUCAACCUUUUUCUGAAUUUAGUUGCCCGAGGCUAUCUGGGUGUCCCUAAUGUCUUCUUAACUUUGUAUCUCGAAAAAAUUGCACGAAUUAAUACACCGUUGCCAUCGAUCGCGUCGAGCUUAUCCGCCCGGGAUGUGUUGUGCUUGCUAGCUUAUCGGGAAUAGCUAGCUAGUCACCACCGCUGCCAUCCAGUUUUAGAUAUCAGGGCCUAUUGUGGACUACCACGAUGGUGUCUGGAGUCGAAGCUGUCGCCUCAUGGCGGCUUGCAUCUGUAUUGAUUGCUGGCGUGCUGGCUAAUCUGGGUCAUGCAAGUCCGUCAGUCAAUGUUGCUCUCCAAGCUUCAUUUGAUUCCCCACCAUACCUGAUAGAAUUACUAGAGACUGCCGCCGAGGAAAACGCCACUUCCUACUUCCCAUUGCUUGACCGGAUCGCCGAUGGUACAUUCGAUGAUGCUGUGACGGACAAAGAACUCUAUGAUCGCUUUCUGGACGUUGUACAUGAAGAUGGGCAUUUGGGGACUCCUGAGAGCCUUUCGUCCUUCAAGUUGUCAUUGGCAAUGCGGUCGGCGAGUCCGCGGAUCACCGCUCACUACCAGUUUUACAAUGCCUCUGUUCAGCAUUCAUUGAUGGCGGCGCAGGAUGCAGCUUGUCCUGUUUGGGUUCACUCCGAUGGAAAGCAAUACUGCUCUUCUGCCAUGGAACGUGCCCAGCAGGACGUUUCUGGAUCCGACGACCCACGAGAACUUCCAUUCGAUCGUGUCUUUGGAGACUCGUCCCUACCCCCAGCUAUUCUGUACGCUGAUGUGGCAUCCCCAAUAUUCAAGGAGUUUCAUCUGUCAUUAAGUGCUCUGGCAAAGGAAGGACAACUAUCCUACCGUGUACGGUACAGGCCUCCCCAGCAUUGGAGCUCACGCCCCCUUUUCGUGUCUGGUUACGGAGUCGAGCUCGCCCUGAAACGGACGGACUACAUUGUAAUUGACGACAGAGCUGCUGAAGAAAGAGGACCAGGCGGUGCGGAGCCUAAACAGUCUGGUGAGGUUGAAGACGACCUGAAUGAUCUGAGACCCCUGUCAUCGUCAGAAGUCUCGCGGCUCGGUCUGAACACGGCCAGCUAUGUGUUAGAUAGCGAUGACCCGUUUGACACCCUCGUGAAGCUGUCGCAGGACUUUCCCAAGUACUCUGCCAGAGUCGCGGCUCACAAUAUCUCCACCGAGCUGCUACAGGAUAUUCGAUCCAGCAGAUUGCGUAUGCUUCCUCCCGGUCUUAACGCGCUGUGGAUCAAUGGGGUUCAAAUUGAACCUCGGCAAGUGGAUGCGUUCACUCUUUUGGAUCACCUGCGUCGCGAAAGGAAAUUGAUUGAGAAGUUCCGAAACCUAGGCCUCUCCGCUAAGGAAGCUGUGGAGCUGCUGGCACAUCCAGCGCUUGGUGAGGCUCUGGCAGGGGUUGGCCCUCAGCGCUACAACUAUCGUGAUGACAUUGAGGGAGGUGGUGUAAUCAUGUGGUUGAAUGACCUUGAAAAGGACGCACGGUACGAGUCAUGGUCGAGCGAGCUUGCGGGCUUCAUGCAACGCACCUAUCCAGGCCAACUUCCCGCAGUGCGCCGCGACGCAAACAAUAUCGUGUACCCCGUCGACCUGGCUAAUGCCGAAGAUGCUGAUAUUGUCAUCAAGACAAUCCAGGUCUUUGUGAAGAACAAGAUCCCCGUGAGAUUCGGCUUGAUCCCGGUUACGUUCACGGACGGGGCAAUUGCUCAGCUUAAGGUUGCUCACUAUCUUCAAGAGACAUUUGGUCUGGCCAGCUUCAUGGAUUAUCUCGAAGCGUCUGCUACCAAAAACAAACUGGCUUCUCCGGACGAGGCUUGCUUCCAGGCAGCGACUAAGGAUCGGAACGUGCGCCCUGAAAAGCAGCCUCUUUCUCUAGAUGAGAUCUUGAAUAACGACAGUUUCGACGUAACGGUGGCUAGAACAACAGCGUACCUAAACCGCCUAGGGAUGAAGCACGAAGCAUCGCAUGCUUUUGUUAACGGAAUUCCCGUUACCCGCAAUGCUAACUGGGCCCAGGAAAUGAGCACAAGAAUCAGCCGAGACACCCAAUUAAUUCAACAACGGAUUGCUGACGGUGAAGUCGAGGAAGACACCUGGCUCCCAGAGCUCUUCCUUUCCCAGGCCUUCGAUCGACGCAACCCGGCAAUCAUUCCCGAGGAUCCAAAAGAGAUUCGGGCUGUGGAUUUGGUGAAGAUCGCCGACUCCCAAGGAGAGCUCUUUAGCCAGAUCCCACGCAUAGCCUCAGAUCAACAUGAUGUGCUUGACAGUGCCCAUGUCAUUGUGAUCGGCAACUUCGAUGAUGAGCCCGGAUACGAACUACUCAGUGCGGCCCUCGAGAGCCGCAAGACACACGGAGAAAUUGAAGCUCUUUUCCUACACAACCCCAAGCCUGAGACACCUGCUACGGCUAGGUCUUCCGCAGUCUACCGUUCUUUGAACGGUGAUAAAGUUCCAGAUGUCGCGCAAAUCCUGGAGGCGAUCGCCAGUUCCGACUCGCCAUCAGAUGACGAAGCUCAGAACGUUGCCCAAUUCUGGGAAGCUCAGCAAUCUGUAGUCGAAGAGUUCGGUCUCGCCCCGGGCACGAGAGCGCUUAUCAUCAACGGAAGGGUUAUCGGACCGAUUGCGGAGGACAUUGCGCUGGCCUCGGAGGACUUGGAUCAGCUACUGACUUACGAGAGGCUCAAGCGGAUUACUCCGGUAGCAAAAGCUGCUAAAGCACUUGAGUUCGGCGAUAAGCUUUCUGAUCCUCUGACUUUUGCCAAGCUUACAUCUCUCACUACUCUUUCCACUAUUUCGGAUGUUCCUGAGGGCAUCUUCGAGUCGACUUCAGACAUCCGCUUGUUCUUGUUCAAUCGGUGGAACAACUUGCGUUCGGCGAUCACCAUCUCUACCUCUGAAGAUCCAGCAAUUACUAUUGUGGCAUCCAUUGACCCAACUUCUGAAGUUGCUCAGAGGUGGCUUCCAAUUCUGAAAGUACUGUCAGAGCUGGCAAGCGUCAGGGUAAGGUUGGUCCUGAAUCCGCGGGAGGAGAUUAAAGAGCUUCCCACCAAACGCUUCUACCGUUACGUGCUUGAAUCAGAGCCUUCUUUCAACGACGAUGGAUCGGUUUCCCGACCCACGGCCUCCUUCUCGGGCGUUCCCGUUGAGGCCCUCCUAACCCUGGGAAUGGACGUCCCCUCCUCAUGGCUUGUGGCUCCCAGGGACUCCAUUCACGAUCUCGAUAACAUUAAGCUGAGCUCGGUGAGGGAAGGCACUGAUGUCGAGGCUAUCUAUGCUCUGGAGCAUAUAUUGAUAGAAGGCCACUCCCGGGAUAUGACCGUAAAGACCCCACCUAGGGGGGCCCAGCUUAUCCUUGGAACUGAAAAUAACCCUCACUUCUCCGACACCAUCGUCAUGGCUAAUCUCGGAUACUUCCAAUUCAAAGCCCAGCCUGGGUUGUGGAACAUCAACCUCAAGCCCGGCCGCAGCGAACGCAUCUUCACCCUUGACAGCGUAGGCGGCCUUGGCUAUAACCCCCAACCGGGUGACGAAAACAAUGAGGUGGCCCUCCUCUCCUUCCAAGGCCGAACCCUCUUCCCGCGUGUCUCCCGCAAGAAGGGCUACGAGACCGAGGAUGUCCUCGAGACAGGCCCUAAACCGGGCUCCGCUAUGGACUACGUGUCCAAGGGCUUCAACUUCGCCUCGGACAUCCUCUCCAGCGUUGGGGUUAGCACCAAAGGCACCAGCGGCAAGCAGGCCGACAUCAACAUCUUCUCCGUCGCCAGUGGCCAUCUCUACGAGCGUAUGCUCAACAUCAUGAUGGUCUCGGUCAUGCGCAACACCAACCACAGCGUGAAAUUCUGGUUCAUCGAACAAUUCCUCUCCCCAUCCUUCAAAUCCUUCCUCCCCCACCUCGCCCAAGAAUACAACUUCUCCUACGAAAUGGUCACGUACAAAUGGCCGCACUGGCUGCGCGCCCAGCAAGAAAAACAGCGUGAAAUCUGGGGCUACAAGAUCCUUUUCCUGGACGUUCUUUUCCCCCUCGACCUCGACAAAGUCAUCUUCGUCGACGCCGACCAAAUCGUCCGCACAGAUAUGUACGAUCUCGUCUCCCUCGACCUCGAAGGCGCCCCCUACGGCUUCACCCCGAUGUGCGACUCCCGCCACGAGAUGGAAGGCUUCCGCUUCUGGAAGCAAGGCUACUGGAAGAACUUCCUUCGCGGCCAACCCUACCACAUCUCUGCGCUUUACGUCGUCGAUCUGAACCGCUUCCGCACCCUCGCCGCCGGCGAUCGUCUCCGAGGCCAGUACCAGAUGCUCUCCGCCGAUCCCGAGAGUCUGAGCAAUCUGGACCAGGACCUGCCGAAUCACAUGCAGCACUACAUCCCCAUCAAGAGUCUACCGCAGGAGUGGCUGUGGUGUGAGACGUGGUGCUCUGACGAAUCGCAGUCCCAGGCACGCACUAUCGAUCUGUGUAAUAAUCCGAUGACCAAGGAGCCGAAGCUGGAUCGGGCCAGACGACAGGUGCCCGAGUGGACGGAGUAUGAUGAUGAGAUUGCGGCUUUGUCGAAGAGGGUUGCUCUUCAGCAACAGCAGGAAGAGGAAGAAAGGGAGAGACAAUCAUAUUCCGAUGAGGAGGAAGAUGAGAAGGUUUGGGAUAAGGAUGAGCUUUAGUGAGUGGGUGGGAUUUUGUAUACAUAGAUCGGAUUUUGUCCUUCAAGUGGGAAAAACUAGUAUAAUACAAGUUUU
This is a messenger RNA of Aspergillus ibericus CBS 121593, 4782 nucleotides long. RefSeq names its product putative UDP-glucose:glycoprotein glucosyltransferase. The transcript has 5 exons. The coding region runs from base 238 to 4707 and encodes 1489 amino acids. Lineage: Eukaryota; Fungi; Ascomycota; Eurotiomycetes; Eurotiales; Aspergillaceae. Gene Ontology annotation, cellular component: endoplasmic reticulum. Gene Ontology annotation, molecular function: UDP-glucose:glycoprotein glucosyltransferase activity. The record is from RefSeq and is a predicted model, not a curated record.